Molecule: messenger RNA, 2197 nt
Organism: Tigriopus californicus
Lineage: Eukaryota; Metazoa; Arthropoda; Copepoda; Harpacticoida; Harpacticidae
Exons: 12
Coding region: 492-2132 (546 amino acids)
Source: RefSeq, a predicted model, not a curated record
AAGAGAUUCUGAGUUUUGAUAUCCUUUGUUAUUUGGACUUUAAGCUACGAAUAAGUAAAGUUCUUGAAGUGCAUUGAUUGAUAUUAGUGACUUUUCAUUCUGGCAACCCUUUGGAACAAUAAGUGGAGACUUGGUUGAUUGUGGCUGGAUUUCAUUGCAUUAAUAUCAUCGGAUCCCUCCCUAGUUUCUCGUGAGAGGAGUGAGUGAGAGACGGAAAGAAAGAAAGAAAGAGCCUGCUUUCUAAUUAUCAUUUGACGGUGGAAUUUGAUGGUAGCCGAACUACCUGAACUUUUAUCUCUCUGCCUUGCCUUCAGUGUGACGGUUGAUCUCCGAGUGUCUCAACAGUAUUAAUACCCUUCUGUUAUUAUGACUCAUUGUCAACCACAAAUGAGAUAUCCAACACUCUCUGAGAAUAUCAACUUCUAGUGAAAUUAGUUCAACCGAAAAUGUGCGUUUUUGUGGUCAAGCAUGACGUCCGAGAAUGAUCCAGGAUGACCACGUUCCUGGAAGAUUCAUUCCAAAUCGCUAAUGAGUUCAACUCCCUCGGGAUCAUCACGGAUGAUCAAGACUACUCGGAGUGGUCCGAUGACGAGGAUGAAGAACUCACUCCCAGAUUGCUAUCGCCUUUAGAAGAAGAUGACCUCAACCAGGAAAAAGAUGUCCUUGCCUUUAGCAAGAGGAGAACAAUCAUUCCAUCACGCUCCGGUUGCUGGUCGUCCUUUUCAUGGACGUCUUUGUAUGAUCGGGGCACAGACUCCUCAUUAUCCUGGGCCGAUGAGGAAAUGGAGCGGGAAACCACGGAGAAGGUCCAAGCAUUGUUUAAUCAGAUCGAUAAUGUUCUUUUUGAAGAACCCACUGCUCCAGCUCCCAUUACGAAACAGCAAUCGCGCUCUCUGCCCAAUGAUUUGGAGCAGGAGUGCACCUUGUGGCGGAACACCUACCCCCAUCUGAGACUGCUCGGAAAGCCGAUACUCAAAGUUAAUCAAGUGCCAAACUUCCAACUGGAAAAUAGUGAUACUCAAUAUCGUGAUGAUCCAAACAACGACUCCAUAUCUGAGGAGGAGACUUUUGCCUCCCAUGGUCGUUAUGUGGAUGAAGAUCAAUCAAACAGUUGCUACAUCAUGGAUGGGCUCACCAUUAACGAGCGGUUCGAGUGCGAUCCCAAAGACUAUUUUGAGGACAAAAUUAUGAACGCUGUUUUUAGGAAGGUUUGGUCCCAGCUUUCGGAAGAAUAUGAAGACAUCGUAACUCUAUUUGGUGACAGAGUUAUUCAAGAUUCAUUGGAGAUGUUCAGUUUGUCUUCAAGAGAGGGAAGUGCCAUUCCUGGAAACCAUAGACCAACGGCCAUGAUGGAUCACAACCAUCGCCGAAUGGAGGGACAUGGUCAUAGGAUCGACUCCAUUGACGAGAAUUCGAUUUUUGGGCCAUCCAAUCACUAUUUUGGGAUAGCAUCCAAAGGAAUGGAGGAUCCUUUCUUUCACAUCAGCGAAGAGGAUCCUAUGUCUCUGCCAAAUCUUAGACAGAUGAGCGGAAAUGCAAGUCGUUCCAAUGAAGAUGGUCGUUCAAGGCCAAAUAGCAGUCAAACAGUGCGACAAUUACCCGGAAGAGCUCGACAAGCCAAUUCAUUUCGAGGUGACCGACCUCAUACCAUCAAAGAAGUGCCCGAUGGAAUUUCUCCUGCAUUCACCCCUAGUCCCACUAAAACGAGCCCGAUGUUUCGGAGAAUGCGAAGUCAAUCUGGAUCGCCUCCCAAUUACAAUCGUAAUAGUCUACCCUCCAUUCAAGAGCCUUUGUCUCUGCCUCCCAUUCAAGGAGUGGCCACUGGACUCUUAAAUCGAGCCACAACCGCCGGAUCUAUUCGAACGUCACUCCAAGCACCCAGAACUUCAUCGGUCAUGUCAAGGUUGUCUAGAGUGCAAAGCUCUUCAACUCUACGAGACAGAGUCAACAUGGACCACCAUUUGGUCCAACAACAUCCGGAAAGAGCUAUUUCCGUAACAGGCCGAAGGCUGAAGAGUCUGACUUUAGAGGAAAAGAAACCUACACCGAGGCCAACCUUCAAUGGAAAAGUACAAAAACAAGAUCCAGCCAAACCCAAUCAGAGGCCAUUACUACGACUCCGUCAGCUUUAACUGAUAACAAUGUUCUAUUUUCUGUGAUACUUAUAUGCUGGCAUUAAACAAGUAGUUGAUUUUAA